AUGGAUUCGCUCAAGCGAGACUAUGAGAAGGCCGCCUCGGCUUCAGAUAGUCUGAACGAGCAAGAGAUCUUGCAAAAUCUCAUUGACCGCCUGCAAGUCUUGCGUCAGCGUGUCACAUCUGAUCCCAAUGCAUUCGACAACAGUCUGGCAAGCCUGGCACAGUCUGUGAGAGCCAGCAACGCUAGGAUCGCAGAGAGGCAUAAAGAGUGGCAGUCGUCGCUCACCAGGCUCGGCAAGAAUAUUGACAAGAGAUUCACCGCAGACCUGACGCCGCUGUUACCCUCGGCACCGCCAGUGACACCUCCUGACGCGCCCGCUUUUGCGCCCGCUGCUCCUCUCGUAUCGGAUCUGACAGCCUUCAAUGCACAUGCAUCGACAAGCAGAAGCAAACAAGAUCCGUUUGAGCACAUGUAUUUUGCCUCUUGUGCAGAUCGCGUCAACACCGUUAUCGCUCAGCAUCUUCUGCGCCAAGGCCACUACCAUGUCGCCAAUUCGUUUUGCGUGGAAUCGCGCACGCCAUUUCCAGUCCAGUUCGAAGAAGCCUUUCAGAAGAUGCACGUGAUCGCUGAUGAUAUUCGCAAUGAGAACCUCCGAUCUGUCCUCGACUGGUGCCAGGCUCACGAACCAUUUCUUCUCUCUCGAGAUUCCGAUUUACUCUUCGUGACGCAGCGUUACAUUUUCGCACGUUUACUCUUCUCGGAUUCUGUCCCGUUACCGGACACGCUUGCGUUUGCUGUCUAUCCUGUCACACAAGACGCACAAGCUCAUUCAGUCAUACGACUCCCCACACGCGCUUCAGAUAAGCCUGCUAUAUCAAAUGGGGCUAGUCUUGCUCUCGCCUAUGCCAUGCGACAUUUCAAGCCACUUUACGCACGACACCACGCCAAGAUAGCUUCGAUGAUCACUGCAGCGCUCUUCACGCCGCUCGAGCGAUUGCUCAACUCACCUUACUACUCUACCUGGCUAGACGAGCUCAAAUCGGUUCUGCAAGAUGUGCCUCGAUCUGGAGCUACGCCUGCGCCCGCCGAGGCAGCGACAGGCAAGAAGCGGAGGGCAAGACCUGCACUGCAGAAAGUGGUUGACAUAUUCACAAGAGAAUACUGUGCGCGUUUGAAAGUCUCUCGAGACCUACCGCUUGUGGUCGCGACGGACAUCGGCGGAGGCGGAGCGCUUGCUCGAAUUGCAAAAGUGAGAAGCGUCAUGAAGGAGAAGCGCAACGAAUGGUCCCAGGUGGAAGAGCUGCCUAUCGAGAUUGCGCUACCCUCACAGUACCGUUUCCAUUCGGUCUUUGCCUGUCCGGUCUCCAAAGAGCAAGCGACCGAGGACAAUCCGCCGAUGAUGAUGCCUUGCGGCCACGUUGUGGCGAAAGAGUCCUUGAGUCGACUUUCCAAGGGAUCCGCUGUCUUCAAGUGUCCCUACUGUCCCGUGCAGAGUUCGGUCGCAUCAGCAACACGUGUACACUUCUGA
Mixia osmundae IAM 14324 is the source of this 1467-nucleotide messenger RNA. RefSeq lists its product as uncharacterized. Gene Ontology annotation, cellular component: GID complex; cytoplasm; nucleus. The coding region runs from base 1 to 1467 and encodes 488 amino acids. Lineage: Eukaryota; Fungi; Basidiomycota; Mixiomycetes; Mixiales; Mixiaceae. The record is from RefSeq and is a predicted model, not a curated record. Gene Ontology annotation, biological process: proteasome-mediated ubiquitin-dependent protein catabolic process. The transcript is spliced from 5 exons. Gene Ontology annotation, molecular function: protein binding; ubiquitin protein ligase activity.